GUACAUUUUUCAUCAAUAAAUUAUCGAUUUUAGCCAAAAAGACUUUCUAUUUGUGUUCAAAUUAUGUAUCGUCAAAUUUUCAAAUUUCCUUACACAAUAUUAGCCUUAUGCAAUUGGGUGUUCCAUCCCGUGAUUAUCGAAUCAACGAUUGUCUUCUUCAUUCGACCAUACAAUUGAUACAAUUUGGUUUUGCCAAAUCUCAGAAUUUGAUAACAUUCCAGGUGGAUGGAUUUGCUAUCAAAGUUUUGAAAUCACAAACUUCUAUUGUGAGCACAACUGAUGAAAAUGAUGGAGGCAGUAAAAAAUCCUGUUUAUUUCAAUGUUCAUUUCCAUUUCGGUUUGUUUAUUCUCCCGGUGAUCAAUCAGCCGAAAUGCUCAUAUCCUCAUGCGAGAUUAUUGUAUAUGACCUAUUAAAAUUGGCGAAAAUGGCACCGAAACGAAUGAAUCGUAUUGAAAUGGGAAGCUUAUCAAAGGCUAAGAUUCUUGAAAAGCUGAUGAUAACCUUUCAUACAAUCCUAAAAGGAUCAUUAUUUAAAAAUGCUUCAUUUAAACUUAAUUCGGCAACAGUGAAAUUGGUACGAGAAUCCGGGAAAAAAGAUCUAACAUUCUCGGUUGAACCUAUUGAAUUAUCAGUGAAUAAAUUAGAUGAUUAUCGAUUAGAAUUCAAUCUAUCGAUAGCCAAUUGUAUUGUACAGGAUUCUGAAUCAAUCGUUGAUUUCUCGUUGAACAAAUGUAAAACAGUAUGCACGAUUGAAAGGGAUAAACUAACGGACAAGCUAUAUAUUCAAUUAUUUUUGGAAAUCCACAAUUGUUCAUUUAUUAUCAACAUAGAUUAUUUGAUAAAUUAUUGGUUUCAACACUAUUUCGUUCAAUCAUCCCCAAAUGAUCAAAAUGGAAAAAUCAAUAGCCCUGUUGGAGAAUUAAGUCAUGAAGAAGUAGCAGCCAAAUAUAUUAAUAAAUUUCUCUUUCUUAUGGUCAUUCAUGAUAUAUCAUUAUCAUUAAAACAUUCAGAAAAUUUCGGCAUGGUUACUUAUGGCCUUAAACAUCUUAAAAUUACUUGUGUUCGAAAUGUAAAUCUUUUUCGUGAAACAUGUGUCGAAUUGUUGUUGGAAACAUUCUGGUGUUGGAAUGGAAACAUUCAACUUAAACCAUUGAACCCGAAUUCAUUGAAAAAAUAUAAUGAAAAACAUGUUCCAUUAUUCAUGUCAACAUUGUUGCUCAAAUUCAGUAACAUGAAUUCAUCAGAUCUUCGGAUCAAUUGUGUUAUGGAUGGUCUACAGGUUAGCCUCGAAUAUUAUCUGAAUACAUUGGAAACGUUCAACCUAGAAUCUUUGAAGAAUACAAUUUCGAUAAAAGAUGGUAGUAUUUCAUCAACUUCUUCCAACCCUUUCCAUUCACCAUAUGUCCUUUUGGGACAAAUUAAUUUUACAUCGGUCAAUGUAUUCACAAGACAAUUGAUGAUGCGAAUCGAUUCUAUGGCAUGUGAUUUAAAUGGAGUUAAAAUAACAACCAGUAUCAAUGGAUUCGGUAUAAAUUCUAUGUAUGCCCCUUCUGCAACGUUAGCUUGUUUGAAAGCAUCAGAAUUGAUUCAACAUAGAAUCGUUUAUUUUUCUGUUAUGCGAAUCAAUUUUAGUCAAGAUAAUGGUCAUGAUAUUGCUCUUAGUUUAACGGAAGAAAUAUUCAUUCAAUGGUGUCCACUGUUUCAUGUAAAUGUUCUUGAACUUUGGGAAGAUUUUCAUCAUAUUUAUUUGAAUUUCAAGCCGGAUAUUCAAUCGCAUUCUUCACCUGUAAUAGCAAACAAUGGCGAUGAUCUAUCGAUCGAUGCAAAACCAUAUAGUCUCAGUUUAAAAUUGGAUGGAAAAAUUUGUCUCGGUAUUCUUUUAUCAGAUGAUAGUGAUACGAUGCGUUUUGAAACUGAUUAUUUUACUAUCGCAUAUCAAAGCCAAAAUCAAUCGAUGACAACCAAAUGUGAAUUGCUCAAUAUUUUUAUCAACGAUGUGCUCAAUUGUAAAUUGGAACACCUUCUAAUCGGUCAUUUACCAGCAGCUAAAAGCUAUCUGGAUCGUCGAUCAUUCAAACUAACUAAAAAGGAACAAAAUGAUGCAAUUGAAAUCAUUGUCGACAAAGUCACUUUGAAAUUUCCUUAUCAAUUUAAUUUCGCUUAUUAUUUUAAUGAAAAAUUUCUCACAAUUAUUAAAUGGUUGCGAUUAUUUCAUUCAAAACCGAAACAAACUCAGCCAGAAUCUCCUUCAAUUGAUCAAGAUUCGUUAUUAUCACCGGAUUUUAUCAUAAAAAUUCAAUCCAUACUGAUGGAAUUGGAUGAUGAUCCAUUUGAAAUACGAUUAAAUAAUAACUAUGAAUUGAUGGAAGAUGAAUAUAAUGAAAGUCUCAAACGAUGGAAUAUUUUGAUGGAAAAAAUUAAUGAAAAAAGUGGUGGCCGUAAUAAUCCAUCUUUGUAUUUGACGGAUGAUUUAUGUCGUGCAUUUGAUCGGCAAAAUGCAAAAACCUAUGUCGAACGUUCGAAAAAAAUGUAUGAUGCAAAUCAAACCGUACAACGAACACAAUUAUUUACAGUUAAAAUGGAAAAUUUUCAAUUACAUCUUAUAGCAGAUUCAUCGUAUGAUACGUAUGAGAAAAAAAUUCGACUACUUAAACAAAUUGAUUUUCAUAGCCCGAUUCCGGAAGAUCUUCGUUUUUCCACAAUUUGGUGUCGACAAUUAUUCGCCAGUAUUGGUGUUUGUAUCAUAUCGUUGCGUGAUUUUCCACAACCAAUGUUGAAUGCAAAAAAAUUAUAUUUUAAAGGCGUAUUACUUGGUGCUGAACAAGAAGCAAGUGCUCGUGCUCGACGUACAUGUGAAAUUGAUAUGGGACCGAAUUUUGCUCGAUUUAAAAUUGAACGUUCGAUGACGACAAUGAAGUUCUAUCAUGAUAUCAUCAGUAAUAUUUCGAGUUUGAUAUACACACAUGGUGCAUGCUGGGAACCGAUUUUGCAACAGGUGAAUCUGUCAUUUGAACUUAUUUUUCGUCCUUCAAAUGAUCCAAGUCCAAGUUUAACAUGGUGGGAUAAACUUCGAUUUCUAUUUCAUGGUUCAUUAAAAAUGAACAGUAAACAAAUAUCGAUCGUAUUCCAUGCAUCAUUAGAUCCAUAUAACUCAACAGAAUUGAUUGAAUUUUCAUUUGUUAAUUCAACAACUCAAAUCGAUAAUGGUCGGAUUCAGAUUCUAUGCGAUUUAGAUGUAUUUGUACAUGCGGCAUCGAAAUAUGAUGAAUGUCGAAUUAUUCAUUUGCCCGAUGUGACCAUUACAUUUAAUUUGAAUUGGGAUUGUAGUGGUAAUAAAAAUGAUCAUCAUUCAGUAAUGCCAUGUGCACAAGAUAAAUUGCCCGAAUAUACAUGUAAUCAAGUACAUGAUUCAUAUCGUGCAUUUCGAUCGCAUCAUCUAAAUCUUUCGGCAUCGAUUGAAACAAAAGAUAAUCCUAAUUCGAAUGAUGAUCAAAUGGAUCCGACAUCCGACCGUAUACCAUGCAUAUUAAUCUAUAAUUCUACACUAAGAUGGUUGGAAAAUAAAAAAUUUAUGAUAACGGGUUUUCCGCGAUUAACGAGACGAGGAAAAUUGUACAAGAAUACUCGGCCAAGAAAAAUGCCAUUCACAAGGCUAUUCAAAUCGAUUCGAUUAACUAUUUAUCUUCAAAAAUUAGAGGUUACAUAUUGGUCAUCAUUUAAUCGAAAUCGUGGAUUCAAAAUUCAGAGCUCAAAUUUGUCACAUAGUGCGCAACAUGGGCAAACAUUUAUUAAAAUUAAUGAUAAUCUUAUUCAUAGGCCAAAACCAUUAUGGGAAACCAUGUAUAUGAAUUCAGAAUUAUCUCACGUUGAUAUUGAAUUAUAUAAAGCGCAAGGAUCGGGAUCUGUUUCCUUAUUAAAUGUACAAAAAGUAACAUAUAAUCGUGAAACAAAAUUACCACAAACCGUUCAAAUUGAAGAUGGUCCCAGUCCUACACAUCGUGUGGUCGUUCAUGAUCUGAAAGGUGCAUGGACCAAAGAUAAUCGAGACAUUGUUAUUAGUUUGUUUGAUUCGUAUUUUAAAACCUUGCUACUCAAACGUAAUCUUUCGACUGAAGCACUUCGUUUAUUCAAAGAUCAAUUGAAUGGUACACCUUCGAAAAAUUCUAGUCAUUCUGAUUAUCAUCAUUCACAUCACCACCAUCAUCAACAAAACCAUCAGCAAUCUAGUCCUUAUGUUUUAUCAAAAGGAAAUGCGGCAAAUAUGUUGCAGAAAUUAAUUUCUGAAAGUGAAUCAUGUGAAAACAUUGUUGAUACCGAGCAAAUCGAGAAAGGCAUUAAUGAUCGACAACAAUUGUAUGGUAUUGAAGCAUGUCAAGGUGAUGAUGUUCUUCUCGACAAUUGGCUUAUUGAACUGGUUAAUUCACAAGUUGUUUUACGGGGUUGUGAAACCGAUGGCUAUGUUAUUGUAAGCGCUGCUAAAGCACAAAUUAUGCAACGGAUACAUAGGCCGGUAUGGAAAAAUCGUAUUCUCUAUUCGAAAACCACAUGGCAAGGAUCAUUAGAAUGUAUGCAAUAUUAUGCAACAGUCGAUGCGGGUGGACUUAAAAUCUAUCAGAUUACUUGGCUAGAUUUGAAUGAUAUUGAAGAACCUGUCGAUAAAGAAAUUGCAGAAAUUCCCGACUUAGUUGGUAGUGGCCGUAGUGUUGGUGGUGUUGUCAAUUCCGAAGCAGGUGGAUCUACUUGUACUGAAUCAAUCAAUACAGUACCUAUUCAGUUACAACGAAUUGUAUCCAGAUGUCAAUGUAAAUUUUUCUAUGCAAGUUAUGGAGAGAACACCGAUCCGAAUAAUUAUGAAGCUGUGCCGCCAUUACCACAAGAUGAUGAUCUCUUACCGCUCGAACCAUGGGAUCGCGAAGUAGCUGUUGAUACAUUCACAAUAACCCAUGAUAAUCUCGAAAUAUUCACGAAUUCUCAACAGUAUGCAAUGAUAAUGGAUCUAGUCAACAACUUGUUAUUGUAUGUAGAACCACAUAAGAAAGAAAUUUUUGAAAAACAGCAACGAAUCCGAUUUAGUAUGCAAUUAAAUUCAUUGGAAGAACAGCGUGAACCAAUAUCCGAACUGCAAGAAAAAGUUCGUUCCUUAUUGAACAAGAUAAAGUUACUGGAAAAAGAAAGCUUUAUUCUUUACAAGAAAAUCAAUCAGUCACAACAUCAUCAUCAAGACGAUUGGAUUGAAUUCCAGGAAAUCGAAGCUGAAUUAGAAAAAUGUAAACGCGAAUUGAAUGUUGAAAGUGAGAAUCUAAGCAUAAUGAUCAAUUGCUAUAAGGAAGCACAAUUGAUUGCAAUGAAAACCAAAGAAAGACAAGUGGCUGCACAAGAAUCUCGUGUACCAUUCAUGGCGCAAGUAAUUCGUCGCAAUGAAGUCUGUUUUCGACAAGCUCGUUGGCGUUUGACCGAUUCAGACGGACAACUUGGUCUAGCUGAUCUUGAAUUGAAUAAUUUUCUUUACACUAAAGUCAGCAAAAAUGAUGAUUCUGUGGAACAUUCAUUCGAAUUAGGCUAUAUACGAGUACAAAAUAUGAUACCGAAUCAAGCUUAUAGAGAUGUAUUACAACCAACUGAACUUCAACCAAACAUGCCAGUUGAUCGUAAUCGUGCUCUACGAAUUCUUUGUAUUGAACGAGCACCUGUUGGUGGUAUAGCCGUCAAAGAGCAUUUAGAAGUGAAUUUCAUUCCAUUGACUGUUGGUCUCACCUAUGCAUUCUUUAAAAAAAUGUUAAAAUUUUUCUUUCCAGAUCGAAAUUCCGAUACAGUUUCGAUUACAACAACAGCCUCAUCGUCGCAACAGGAUUCGAACGAUACAAUUGUGCCGGAUACAGAUUCAUUAUCGGUAAUAAGUUCAUCGACAUCAAUGUCAUCAUCGAAAACCAAAACAAAGAAAAAUUCUGCUCAUCAUUUGAAACGAGAUGAUAUUGAAAAGAUGCGUGAACGAGCAUCAAAAAAUCAGACAUUUGUCUACAUUAAAAUCCCAGAAGUACCGAUCAAAAUCAGUUACAAAGGUAAUAAGAAUAAAAAUCUUGAAGAUUUGCACGAUUUUAAUUUAUUGAUACCGACAAUUGAAUAUCAUAAUCGAACAUGGACAUGGCUUGAUCUUUUAAUGGCAUUGAAAAGUGAUUCCAAACGAGUUCUUUUAUCACAAGCUUUAAAACAUAAAUUUCAUAUAUCCAAAUCGAAACCGCUUUCUGAACCGGAAAAGAAACCAAGUCAAGUUGCUAAUAAUCAGAAUACAGAAGAUGAGGAUAAAGCACGAAUUUUAUUGGGCAACAUAGUUGUUCCACAGCAGAAAAAUUCUCGUACUAAAUCUCUUUUAUUGUUUGGUGGUAAAAAAUGAGUCAAACAUUUCAUAUGUAUUUUUUUUAAUUAAUU
This is a messenger RNA of Dermatophagoides pteronyssinus (European house dust mite), 6427 nucleotides long. It is a transcript of the gene hob, whose product is annotated as bridge-like lipid transfer protein family member hobbit. Lineage: Eukaryota; Metazoa; Arthropoda; Arachnida; Sarcoptiformes; Pyroglyphidae. The record is from RefSeq and is a predicted model, not a curated record.